Messenger RNA from Galeopterus variegatus (Sunda flying lemur), 2137 nucleotides. RefSeq names its product sterile alpha motif domain containing 11 (gene SAMD11). The transcript is spliced from 14 exons. The record is from RefSeq and is a predicted model, not a curated record. Lineage: Eukaryota; Metazoa; Chordata; Mammalia; Dermoptera; Cynocephalidae. Bases 91 to 2091 code for a protein of 666 amino acids. Gene Ontology annotation, molecular function: protein binding.
CCCAACGAGUUCCAGUUCGUCAGCGGCCGCGAGACGGCCAAGGACUGGAAGCGCAGCAUUCGCCACAAAGGGAAAAGUCUGAAGACGCUUAUGUCCAAGGGGAUUCUGCAGGUGCACCCGCCGAUCUGCGACUGUCCGGGCUGUCGAAUAUCCUCCCCCGUGAACCGGGGCCGGCUGGCAGACAAGAGGACAGUAGCUCUGCCCCCAGCACGGCUCCUGAAGAAAGAGCGGACUGCUGGCUUCUCUGCCAGUGAUGGUGACAGUGAUGGCAGUGGCCUGGCCUGUGUGCGGCAGCUGGGCUUAAAGCAGGACGACCCCCACGUCCAUGUCAUGAGGAGAAGAGUCCACACCCACUGGGACGUGAACAUCUCCUUCCGAGAGACAUCCUGCAGCCAGGACAGCAACCUUCCCACCCUCAUAUCCAGCGUCCACCGCAGUCGCCACCUCGUUAUGCCCGAGCUGCAAAGCCGCUGUGAAUUCCAGAGAGGCAGCGUGGAAAUCGGCCUGGGCCCGGCAGGUGACCUAUUGGGCAAGAGGCUGGGCUGCUCCGCCAUCAGCAGUGACUGUUCUUCUGAAAAGAAGACCCGAAGCGAGUCCCCCCAAGAGACUCUGUUGCUGCCAGAACUGGGGCCCAGCAUGGCCCCCGAGGACCACUACCGCCGGCUCGUAUCAGUCCUGAGUGAGGCCGGCACCUUUGAAGACCCUCAGCGUCUCUACCACCUGGGCCUCCCCAGCCACGAGCUCCUGAGGGUCCGGCAGGAGGCGGCAGCUGCAGCUUUGAGGAGCCCCGGUGGCCUGGAGGUCCACCUGCCCUCGUCCGCAGCGGGUCAGCGUCGGAAGCAGGGCCUGGCUCAGCACCGGGAGGGCCCCGCUCCGGCUGCCGCCGCGUCCUUCUCGGAGAGGGAGCUGUCGCAGCCGCCCCCCUUGCUGUCGCCCCAGAAUGCCCCUCACAUCGCCCUGGGCCCUCACAUCAGGCCCCCCUUUUUGGGGGUGCCUUCGGCUCUGUGCCAGACCCCAGGCUACGGCUUCCUGCCCCCGGCCCAGGCGGAGAUGUUCGCCCGGCAGCAGGAGCUCCUGCGGAAGCAGAACCUGGCCCGGCUGGAGAUGUCGGCGGAGCUGCUGCGGCAGAAAGACCUGGAGAGCGCGCGACCGCAGCUGCUGGCGCCCGAGGCCGCCCUGCGACACCCCGACGGCGCCGAGGAGCUGCAGCGGCGGGGGGCCAUGCUGGUGCUGAAACACAGCUCGGCGCCGCUGCUGGCCCUGCCCCCACAGGGGCCCCCAGGCCCCGGACCCCCAACCCCGCCCCGGGAGCCUGCCCGCCAAGCCCCUCGUAAGGGGUGCCCCGGCUCUGCCUCAGCCCGGCCCAGUGAGUCCAAGGAAAUGACAGGGGCUGGGCUCUGGGCACAAGACGGCUCCGAGGACGAGCCCCCCAAAGACUCCGAUGGAGAGGACCCCGAGAUGGCAGCUGCUGGGGGCCGAGACCCCAUCCCGGGCCAACCCUCAGCUGGAGGGGCCAGUGUCGAGGGGAAGGGGCUUCUCCCAGGGUCUGUGCUGCCCCCGUCACUGCCCCUGGGCUUCCCCUACGCCGUCAGCCCCUACUUACAUACAGGCCCUCUGGGGGGGCUCUUCAUGGAUGGGGAGGAGGCCACAGCCCCCGAGGACGUCAGCAAGUGGACAGUGGAGGAUGUCUGCAGCUUCGUGGGGGGCCUGUCUGGCUGUGGAGAGUAUGCAAGGGUCUUCAGGGAACAGGGAAUAGAUGGGGAGACCCUGCCACUGCUGACGGAGGAGCACCUGCUGACCACCAUGGGGCUUAAGCUGGGGCCUGCCCUCAAGAUCCGGGCCCAGGUGGCCAGGCGCCUUGGCCGCGUCUUCUACAUGGCCAGUUUCCCUGUGGCUCUGCCGCUGCAGCCGCCAACCCUGAGGGUCCCCGAGCGGGAGCUUGCCAGUGGAGACCAGCCCCUGUCCCCAGGAAUAGCCACCUCCCCCUAUGGGGGAGGACAUCCCCCUGUCAGCAGAGCCUCACCCAAGCAGGAGAAUGGGACCGUGGCUCUGCUCCCAGGGGCCCCAGACCCUUCGCAGCCUCUGUGCUGAGCUGGCAGCAGCCACUCAAAGCCCCAGACCAACUGCCCUGAUGCAG